GGCAGUGAAGCUAACACGGGGAAGCUGCAGUUUAUCGGCCAAAGAUCAGCGUGUUGAUGCGGAGCCGUCGUUCCAAUCAUAUAUGUGAUGAUAGAACGGUUCUAUAGAGAAGGUCUGAGGCGAUUAUAAAUGCGAUUUAAGAGAGAGAAUCUGACUGUAUCACAAUUUCCAGUGGGGAACUCUGGGAAGAAGAAGGAGUCGGUGUCGCUGGAGUAAUGUCGGCCAAAGUAAACGCAAGUAAGAGCAAAGACUGCGGCGAAGUUAUCAAAAACUACCACAAGCAGGCGUUUGAAAACAUCUCGAAGGCUCUGCGGAUCGACGAGGAUGACACAGGUGAGAAGGAGGAGGCAGUGCAGUGGUACAAGAAAGGGAUCGCCGAGCUAGAGAAGGGGAUCGCUGUGGAGAUCACGCUACAAGCAGGAGAUCAGUAUGACCGGGCAAAGAGACUACAAGAUAAAAUGGUCAACAAUCUGACCAUGGCAAACGACAGGCUCGCUCUGUUAGAGGCAACGCUGGCGUCUAAAUGGAGAUAUGAACCCAAGAAGCCCUCUAAUCACGUGCUUCAACAGCCAAAGCCUGUUCCUAAAAGCCAGCCCGGAGUGUCCACUAACACCAGGCCCUCCGCUGCUGUCAGACCCCCGGCUAGAUCCACUGACACAAAGGUGACCCCACGGCCGGGGAGAGCUCAAAAUGGAAAACCCACGGCCGCGAAACAGCCACCAAAAAGGGAUUUGAAAAACUUUAAGAACGUGGACAGCAAACUGGCCAGCUUGAUUCUCAAUGAAAUUGUCGACCGCGGAGCGUCUGUAUCCUUCGAAGACAUCGCGGGACAGGAUCUGGCCAAGCAAGCGCUCCAAGAGAUCGUCAUCCUACCUGCCUUAAGACCAGAGCUCUUUACUGGCCUGAGAUCUCCAGCACGUGGUUUGCUUGUAUUUGGCCCACCUGGAAAUGGGAAAACCAUGUUGGCCAAAGCAGUCGCGGCUGAGUCAAAAGCCACAUUCUUCAACAUCAGCGCUGCCACUUUGACCUCUAAAUAUGUGGGAGAAGGCGAGAAGCUUGUUCGGGCACUUUUUGCAGUUGCCAGAGAAUUACAGCCCUCAGUCAUCUUUAUUGAUGAAGUGGACAGCUUGCUUUGUGAGCGGCGGGAGGGAGAACACGAUGCCUCUCGUCGAUUAAAGACCGAGUUCCUCAUUGAGUUUGACGGGGUGCAGUCAGGAGGGGAUGAUAGGGUUCUUGUAAUGGGAGCAACCAACAGACCUCAGGAGCUUGAUGAAGCAGUGCUACGGCGAUUUGCAAAGAGGAUCUAUGUGGCACUGCCAGAUGAACAGACAAGAUUGACGCUGCUGAAAAAUCUUUUGGGAAAGCAUGGGAAUCCUCUGAGCCAAAAUGAGCUGUCCUUGCUUUCAAAAAAAACUGCAGGGUACUCAGGCAGUGAUCUGACGUCAUUAGCUAAAGACGCCGCUCUUGGGCCGAUUAGAGAGUUGGGACCAGACCAAGUCCGAUGUAUGGCUGCGAACGAGGUGCGAAACAUCAAGAUAAAAGACUUUGAGGAUUCCCUCAAGCGCAUCAAACCAAGUGUUAGCCCAAGCACUCUUAACAUGUAUAUUGAAUGGAACAAAGAUUUUGGCGACACAACAGCUUUUUGAACUUUAUAGUUCAUUGGCCCCUAUAAAAAAAAUUUAAAAAGUGCUUGAUUUCAAUGUUUUGCUAUGUUUACAAAACAUAGAUAAAAUUACAAAUUGUAUUGAAAAAAUCUUUCUAUGUACAAUGUAUAAAUAAUGACAUUUAUGACAUUUGGAAGCAAUGUGGGUAAAUUUCCUGUUUUAUGGAAAAGCUUUGCUAAUAAGGUUCUUUUGAGUUUCUUUAGUGUAUUCUAUUACUCCUCAAACACUGAACUCGAACCUUGAAAGUGAAUUUAUUUAUUCUUAAGAAUGUCCUGCAAAAUUACAAAUUACCUUUCUCUCGCCUCAAGGGGGCAGAAACUUUCUGUAAAUCAUAACAUAACCACACCAAUUAAAGAUCAUUUUCCAUUAGGUACCUGGUGUAAUGACAUGUUGAUAGUAUUAAUCACCAAGUGCUCUGUGUACUUAUUAUACACAUGGAAGAGUGACUAUGAUUGAUGCUUUUGUAUAAUAAGAGGGUUUUUUUUCUUUUCAUUUGCACUUAUUGUUUGAAGUUAUGAAGUCUGAACUUGUAUUUGAAAAUAGGAAUGAAUAACUGUUUCCCAACACAAUAAUUAAAUUCAUAGGGACUUUUAGAUUAAAUGUAAUGACCUCCCACUUUCCUAACACUUCAAUAAACACAUCCAUCAAA
Messenger RNA from Limanda limanda (common dab), 2313 nucleotides. It is a transcript of the gene spast, whose product is annotated as spastin. The record is from RefSeq and is a predicted model, not a curated record. Lineage: Eukaryota; Metazoa; Chordata; Actinopteri; Pleuronectiformes; Pleuronectidae. The coding region runs from base 216 to 1646 and encodes 476 amino acids. The transcript is spliced from 16 exons. Gene Ontology annotation, cellular component: microtubule cytoskeleton. Gene Ontology annotation, molecular function: ATP binding; ATP hydrolysis activity.